UCUGUCGAUAACACUUCAUCGUAGCUUUGCCUACUGGUAGCUGGUGUUGAGUUGCUCUGACAUAUCCUGGUGAACCUGCUGAUCACAGCCAGCUGCUCUGUGCCCGGUGACAGGCUUUGUCCUUCCCUUGAAGCCUCACCGGGCUGAUGGGAGACGUAGCUGCCCUCAUCUGGCCACCGCAGCCCCAAGCUGUGCAUGGGAAGCAUCACACUAGAGAGCUGCCAUGAGCUGAGUUCCCUGCAAGCCUGACUUUGACUGUUUAUGGUUAAUACUGGGAAUGAUUGCCUUGACAUAGACAAUAGGAGUGAUUGGACAACACUUGAGGAUGAUGUGAAGUGUUUUCUGUACAGUGGUGAAACUAUCACAAUCUCAGGAGCUGGAUGAAAACUGAAGUACUAACAAGGACUAUGACAUGAAAAUGAUGGUGUUGCGGAUCAAUGAGCUGGGUGUACUAAUAAGUCAGUAACUAUUUAUGAGCAUCCACCAAGAAGCAGCCACAACAAAGGCAGAAGCAGUCCCUGGAAAGUCAGGAGCAGUAUUUAAGCUAAGCUCUACACUGACUGCACACUGGCAAGGAAUUAAUCUCACAAGCUGGUUUAUAAGGCACAGACAGACAAUGUGGAAAUAUUCCUGAGGCUGCUCUAAGGCAACCUGGAAAGCGGGAAGGGGCAAUGUGUUUGCCCAAGACAGCAAUUCAAGGUACUAACAGCGGGACCUUUGAGUUUGUUGACCAAUUAUCUGAGCUCUUCUUGUAAACGGGCUGCAAUGGGCAGCCAAGGAGGACUGCAACUGCAGAGGGUUCACAAAGUCAACAGGUCACAGGGUCACAUUGCCACAUUUUCUCAGAACUUCUGGCUGAUAAGAAUUAUGGAAGACGAGAAUUAUCAUGAUUCAGAAUGAAACCCAGUUACGAUAAUCACAAAACUGUCUGCAAACCACUGUCCUCACAUCUCCAACAGCUCUGUGAAUGGGACUGGGGGUCUGCUGGAGCUGCUCUGUCCUGGGGCUCAGCAGUGUGGCAGUCUAGAAGACAGAGAGAAGACCUCAGGACCCUCCAGAGACAUCAGGCACUGGAAGGUAAAUCAAGGGGGAAACCCAAAGCCAUUCCAUCGCCAGAGGAAUCACAGCAGGGCCGCAUGGCAGACGAGCGUUUCAUCUCACUGCAGGGCUACUGCAGGCUCCUCAGACAAUAGGGGGUGGUAUGAGCCAUGCCAGCGGUGACAGAAGAAGCUCAACCCCAGGGAAAUGCGUUGAGGAGGGGCGGGGGUGCUUCCUCCACCAGCAUUGUAGGUGCCACAGCCACUAGCAAAUGGUCAUCGAGGAACACCUUGCUGGUCAUGGGGCAGGAGCAGCGCUAGGAGGGCUUAUCGUGCCUGUGCGUCGCACCGCAGCUGGUCUGGAAGAAUAUCCACUCUCUUCAAGGACAGUGAGUGAGCAGGAACUGUGCCUCUUAGUACCCUCAAAAUGAACCUCAGCAGCUGCAGUAUCACAGCCUAUGAAAGCUUUCCACUUGUCCAGCUGUGUAUUUACGUCCCAGUUUUGCUUUUGGGCAUUUUGCUGAACGUGUUGGCGCUGUGGGUGUUCUGCUGCAAACUCAACAAAUGGACAGAAACCAGAGUAUACAUGGUCAACUUGGCUGGGGCUGACUUCUUGCUGCUCUUUACUUUGCCUUUUAAAAUGUUAUCCCAGUUCCAUCAUCUGAAGGCAGAUAGGUGGUGCCUAGUUCUGGAAGGUGGCUAUUUCAUAAACCGCUUAAUGAGCAUCAGUAUCAUCACCGUUGUAGCAGCUGAUAGGUACCUUGCAAUCAAGUACCCUUUGAAAGCCAAGGUGCUGAGGUCGCCACCGAAGGCAGCUUUUGCCUCUGGAUUUCUUUGGAUAGUCAUUAUCUGUGUGAUGUCCCUCAUUAAAAAGUUAGAGGACCGAGGACAAGAUGAACUUUGCUUUGAAAAAUCUUCUGUUAAGCCCUCAGUGAUCACACUGUGUGCUAUUAUUGUAGGGUUUUUCAUACCACUGAUCAUCUUGAGUUACUGCUCCAUACAAGUCAUUGCAGAACUCAUGAGAAAGAAGAAUGAAAACUGUCACAAGGAAAAGGCAAUCAGGAAGGCCGUCUACAUCGUAUCUGCAAACCUGACAGUGUUCAUCGUAUGCUUUUUGCCUCUUUACCUCGGGCAUCUCCUUCGCUUUAUCAUGGACUCCAUCAGCUCCAACUGCUCUGCAAUACAGAGGGUUAACAAUUUUGUUCACCUCGCCUCGGUCCUUGCAAACACAAACUGCUGUCUGGAUGCUAUUUGUUACUACUUUGUCAACAAGGAAUUUAAGGAAGCGUCUCCCAAGCUAGCGAAGUCCAAAUGUGAAGCCAGUGAAGAAACUGAAAUUCAGCUUCCAUGCGUAACACCUUAGUGCAAAACACAUGCAGCUCACAUUUUAUACUUGCUACGUUCAAGUUCAACUGGGACUCAAUAGCAGGCUUUCACACUUUGGUUUUGUGCGAGAGGGACGGAGGGACUUUCUGCUAAUGGGAAGGAUUCAGACACAUGAAAAUUAGCCCUGAUUCAGACAACCACAGCAGUCCAGAACCUGAUGCAAUGAUCUUGGUUGCCACUAAUAAUUCUCUUAUGCAAAUUUGAGUAAAAUUUGAGUAAAAUGAUAGCUUUCCCCUGAAAAAAAAAAGUCUUCCAUUUUCCCAGAAAACUCAAAACAAGUACAGCUAGUGGUAAAGGGGAUUUUUGUCCCUCAUCCCCACCUUGGAUCAGUUUUUAUGCAGCUGUAGGUGUGACAAAGAAACAGGUUAUUGCGAAUAUUAAAAAAGAAAAAAACGUCUAAGUGAAACCACUGCAGAAAAAGAAAGGAGGAUGUUUUUAUAAGUCACAAAUGUCUUGUUUUUCAAUUGGCAAUAAUGCAGUCACAGUAGCAGAGGCAGAUUUAGCCUGCUUUAGACAAGUUUACAGCACCGUUCAUACUACGUAACAGCUACAAAAUGGUCAUGAAUUGCAAUACAAGGUCAGAAGAAAUUGCAAUUGCUUCUACUGGGGAAAAACUUUACAUCCAAAGUGUUUGAGUGAACUAGCAUUAAAGCUACUAUCCAAAGAGUUGGGGUGGGGCAGUGGGAAGAAGGACUCUGUAUUAGGGUCUAUUCAACCUUAUCACAUAAAGGACUGCCUAAAGAAAGUGGCAGCGAGUUGUUCCAAAGUA
Molecule: messenger RNA, 3192 nt
Organism: Grus americana (Whooping crane)
Lineage: Eukaryota; Metazoa; Chordata; Aves; Gruiformes; Gruidae
Product: G-protein coupled receptor 35-like
Exons: 2
Coding region: 1465-2400 (311 amino acids)
Biological process (GO): positive regulation of Rho protein signal transduction; chemokine-mediated signaling pathway; phospholipase C-activating G protein-coupled receptor signaling pathway
Cellular component (GO): membrane
Molecular function (GO): chemokine receptor activity
Source: RefSeq, a predicted model, not a curated record